AUGCGACCGGACGGACCUCGGGAUCCCGUCGCGGGGCCAGACAGCGGUCCCGAACCACCAUAUCCAGUGCGUCUAUCCGGACCCGUGAUCAAGGGGUUUGGACGGGGAAGCAAAGAGCUGGGCAUCCCGACGGCCAAUAUCCCCGCUGAGGGACUGGAAGAGUAUCCCGAUCUCCAGGUGGGGGUGUACUAUGGAGUUGUUGCGCUUGAUCCAGCCAAGUUCCAGUAUCAGGAGGGUCAGGGCUCGACCUCGACCUCGUCGACAGGGGGAGCAGAAGCGGCGGUUCUGCCCGCUGUGCUGAGCAUCGGGUAUAACCCGUUCUACAAGAAUAAGACAAAGUCUAUCGAAAUCCACAUCAUGCCGCCGCUGUCCUCCCCGUCACCAACGGCAGACGGGGCGGGGGAGGUGAAAUUCCACAAAUUGCCCGACUUCUACGGGACGCAGCUGAAGCUGCUGAUUCUGGGGUAUAUUCGCCCGGAGUACGAUUAUGUGUCGCUGGAGGCGUUGAUCGAGGAUAUCCGGGUGGACUGCGAGGUUGCGCGGAAGAGUCUGCAGCGGCCGGCUUAUGCAUGUUAUAUUGACGGGGAUGAGAAGGAGUGUUCGGAUGUGGUGAGGGAGCAGCGGAGGUGGUUGGUAACCUUCUGA
Molecule: messenger RNA, 645 nt
Organism: Aspergillus fumigatus Af293
Lineage: Eukaryota; Fungi; Ascomycota; Eurotiomycetes; Eurotiales; Aspergillaceae
Gene: fmn1
Product: riboflavin kinase
Exons: 3
Coding region: 1-645 (214 amino acids)
Biological process (GO): FMN biosynthetic process; riboflavin biosynthetic process
Cellular component (GO): mitochondrion
Molecular function (GO): riboflavin kinase activity
Source: RefSeq, a predicted model, not a curated record